This is a messenger RNA of Haliotis rubra (blacklip abalone), 2300 nucleotides long. RefSeq names its product innexin unc-9-like. Bases 4 to 1392 code for a protein of 462 amino acids. Gene Ontology annotation, cellular component: gap junction; plasma membrane. Gene Ontology annotation, molecular function: gap junction channel activity. The transcript is spliced from 3 exons. NCBI's taxonomy places the organism in Eukaryota, Metazoa, Mollusca, Gastropoda, Lepetellida, Haliotidae. The record is from RefSeq and is a predicted model, not a curated record.
AUUAUGUCGGAACUAUCAAAAUUUAAGAACAAGUGUGUAUUUUUUUAUAUUCAAGAAUACGAUGUGAAAGCUGCUUUAUACGGUAACGGCGCAUUGAAUAACUCAACUAAUAGUGACAUUCUCAACUCGUUACAACAGUUCAUUUCUAAAAGUAACCGCUUCAGGAUGUACAAGAAGGCUGUGGAGAAGUUUGUGGCAUUAAAAAUAUUCAGUCUCAUCCGUGACGACGAUGCCGUGGAUCAGAUACACCACAGGAUGAUGGUCAUCGUUCUGGUCCUUAUGACAGUCUUCUUUAGCGCUAAAACAAAAUGGGGCUCCAUCGACUGUUGGGUUCCAAAAGAGUACAACGAAGAAAAUUUCAAACCCUACAUCCACCAGUACUGUUGGAUCAGCAACAUGUACAACGUGCCGUUCAGUGAAUAUCUCCCCGAGGACGUUGACGAGAGAAUGUCAGGGGACAGGAGUCUCCGAUUUUAUCGCUGGGUAUUUCUGGUGUUCCUUAUGCAAGCGCUCAUGUUCAAAUUUCCCAAUUUCAUUUGGAGAUCCUUCAACACUUUUUCUGGCAUCAACAUAAAAAAGGUCGUGGAACUGGCCCUCAAGUCCCAGCUGGAGGGAGAAGAAGAUAGGGAGAUGAACACGAGAUACACAGUAGAAUAUAUCCACAGAUGGUUGAAGUCAUACAGGCACUUUGAUUCCAGUCCUCUCGCAAGAUUUCAGUCUAUGCUCUUCAGCGUUGCCUUCUGUUUGGGGAAGCGUUCGGGACGCUUCCUGACAAGGCUCUACCUAUUUGUCAAGGUCCUCUACCUCCUCAAUGUAUUAGUACAGUUCCAGAUCCUAUCGGCCUUCCUUGGUUUCAACUUCUGGGGUUACGGUGCCGAAGUUGUGAGGAUGUUACAGGCUGGCGCACCAAUGAAGGACUUGGAUAACUUCCCACGGGUUGGUAUGUGUGACUUUGAAAUCCGCCAGCUCCAAAACAUCCAACGCCACACAGUGCAGUGCGCCCUACCCAUAAACAUGUACCUGGAGAAGGCUUACGCUGCUCUGUGGUUCAUCUUUGUGAUCCUCGCACUGGCGACCCUCAUCAGCCUCAUCAAGUGGACAGUGGCGGAAGUCUUUACCUCAAGGAGGGAGGGAUUUCUGAACAAGUACCUCGAGAUGCUCCGACAGAUGGAUUUUGAAGUGGACGUCCGGUUGUUCCAGCACUUUGUGAGGCGCUAUCUGAGAGAUGAUGGCGUCUUCUUGAUGAGGAUAGUGACGAACAACGCUGGGGAGCUUCUUGCCUUUGAUAUCCUGAAGCUUCUUUGGGCAAAGUAUAAGAAGGAGCUGCACAAAUCAGAUGACGAUGAAGACCUUUUGUCAGAUUCCAAACCUCUUACCAACGGACCUGAAUAGUUCCUGGUUGUACUGAGUUGCAAUGCCUGAGUCAAUUUCCAGCGCCGACAAAUUGUUUUGACGUCCUUCAAAUACUAACGUUUUCGCCUUAACUCGUGUGGUGCUGGUAAAAAGUUAAUGAUUAUUUUUAAAGAUUUUGUAGAUUUGCUGUUUGCUAACACCUAACGUCUCCUUAGGUUGGGUUUGUAGUGAGAGAGUGAGUUUGUUUCAACAAAGCUUUGAACAGUAUUUCAGUUGUCAGCUUUGAAUGGAAGGAAAAACCUGAUAGAGAACAUAUAUGUCUCAGACAUUUGCCACUACGGGACCCCGUUCUGCACAGCAAUUGCAACUCCUGAGACGACAGGAACACCGUUGCUGCUACUUCCGUUUUGAUGAACUGAAGGAUGAACUGAUUGUCUCAAGGAUAUUGUGAUUUAGAAAUCUGGACAUUAUAUAAUCGAGAGAAUCCUCUGUAGAUUGAACAUGUUCAACAUAUAAUAAGCGAUAAAAAAACAAUUAUGAAAAGAUUUGACGAUUACAUGUAAGAAUAUAAAUUUACAUUAACGUUUGUAGAAAAUGAUAUUCGGCGAUUUUGUUUCGUUGAAGAGAACAUUAACACGAACACAAUUUUGAAAAUUUGUAAAAAGUAUAUAUUAGUUUGUAAACAAAGUAACUGGAGACAGUUCAAUAGCACGCCCUUUCAUAAUACAAUGAUAAUAAUUCCCAAAACAUGUGAUCCUCAAGAUGAUACAAUGUAUCAUAACUGUUAUUGCACACUUUGUAUGUCAUAUACUCAACAUAUUAUUGGACCCACAAAUUGACCGAUAUUUGCUAAUAUUUCCUACGAAUAUGGAAAGAGUUUUGUCGCUUGCUUUAAUCACGUGUGUUCAUUUGUUUCAGGACUGAAUAAAACAACAUUGUGCCUUUAA